AUGGCCACUAACAGUACUUCAAAGCUUUCCCGUUUCACUUUUCUGACGAUUUCAUAUCUGAUAUCGUCCGUCCACGUCAUCACCGUCGUUGAGGCAAGGAGCCUCCAGACCACCACGGUGGCUAACGAUCACGAAGGCGCCGGAAACCUUAUGGAUUGUUGGAACGCGGCGUUGGAGCUAAAGUCAUGCACCGACGAGAUCGUCAACUUCUUCCUUAGCCGUACCGGUACGAUGGAACCGGGGGUUACUGGUGGAAUAGACCAAGAUUGUUGUGGAGCCGUUGGGUUGAUUGUCAAAGAUUGUUGGUCCGUUAUGUUUACUUCUCUAGGACUUACAGCUAUGGAAGGGAACAAUCUUAGAGAGUAUUGUGAUUUUCAGUCGGAGAAACCGGAAUUGUAUCCGUCUCCGGCGCCGGAAACUUUGGCUUUUCCUCCUGAUGAUUACACGUACCCGGAACUUGAUUAA
Molecule: messenger RNA, 465 nt
Organism: Microthlaspi erraticum
Lineage: Eukaryota; Viridiplantae; Streptophyta; Magnoliopsida; Brassicales; Brassicaceae
Source: the annotation of a GenBank genome assembly